Nycticebus coucang (slow loris) is the source of this 3861-nucleotide messenger RNA. Its product is annotated as zinc finger protein 181-like. The transcript has 5 exons. NCBI's taxonomy places the organism in Eukaryota, Metazoa, Chordata, Mammalia, Primates, Lorisidae. Gene Ontology annotation, molecular function: DNA-binding transcription repressor activity, RNA polymerase II-specific. Bases 259 to 1959 code for a protein of 566 amino acids. Gene Ontology annotation, biological process: negative regulation of transcription by RNA polymerase II. The record is from RefSeq and is a predicted model, not a curated record.
GUUGGUCCUCCUGAAAUCUCGGGCCUGAGAGCCGGGUUCCUAGCUCUGGAAGGACCCUGGGCAGUGUAGUUCCCGGAGUCCCAGCCGGUGGCCCGCUCACCAGCGACCCUGCGCGUCAGGUAGGCGGAGGCGCCCGCUCCGGACGCCCCCGGGCCUCGGGGCCAGUGAGGUCCUGCCGAGGAAUCGCCAGGAUACUGCCCAUUUAUAUAAUGCAAGAGCCUGGAAGAGAACUGCAUUGAUAUCGUGAAUCGCAAAGUAAUGUCUCAGGUGACAUUUAGUGAUGUGGCUGUAGACUUCUCUCAUGAAGAGUGGGGAUGGCUAGAUUCUGCUCAGAGGAAUUUAUACAAGGAUGUGAUGGUCCAGAAUUAUGAGAACCUGGUCUCUCUAGGUCUUUCCAUAACUAAGCCAUAUGUGAUCACUUUAUUGGAGGAUGGAAAAGAGCCCUGGAUGGUGGAGAAAAAUCUGUCAAAAAGUGUGUUUUCAGAUUGGGAAUCAAGAUGGGAAGAUAAGAAAUUAUCAACAAAGAAAGACCUUUAUGAUGAAGAUUUAUCCCCAACAGUAAUCAUAGAAAAAACUAUAAAACAAACUUGUGAAUUUUCAGAUUUUAAUAAGGAUUCAGACAAGUUGGAGAGGAAGCAUGGAAGUCAAGUAGAACAUUUCAGACCAGUGACCCUCACCUUUAAAGAAAGCUCCACUGGGGAAAGUGUUUACAAAUACAAUACAUUUAGAAGCAUCUUCCAUUUAAACUCCAUUGUUUCUGAACCACAGAGAAUUUCUGCUGAAGGGAAAUCACGUAAAUAUGAUAUAAUGAAGAGCUUACCAAAAAAGGCAGAUACAAAAAAUGAGAAAAUAAGUGGCGGAAAGAAACUUUUGAGUUCCAAUGAAAGUGGAGCAGCCUUCAGCCAGAGCAAAUCUCUAACCCUUCAUCACACUUACAAUGGAGAGAAAAUCUAUACAUGCAGUGAAUGUGGGAAAGCCUUUGGCAAACAAUCAAUCCUUAAUCGCCACUGGAGAAUUCAUACAGGAGAGAAACCCUACGAAUGUCAUGAAUGUGGGAAGACUUUUAGCCAUGGCUCAUCCCUUACUCGACAUCAGAUAAGCCAUAGUGGAGAGAAACCAUACAAAUGUAUUGAAUGUGGGAAGGCCUUUAGUCAUGUUUCAUCGCUUACUAAUCAUCAGAGCACUCAUACUGGAGAGAAACCCUAUGAAUGUAUGAACUGUGGAAAGUCUUUCAGUCGUGUUUCACAUCUCAUUGAACAUCUAAGAAUUCACACUCAAGAAAAACUGUAUGAGUGUUGUACAUGUGCAAAGGCCUUCAUUCAUAGGUCAUCUCUCAUUCACCAUCAAAAAAUUCAUACAGGAGAAAAACCUUAUGAGUGUAGUGAGUGUAGGAAAGCUUUUUGCUGCAGCUCACACCUUACCCGACAUCAAAGAAUUCACACUAUAGAGAAACAAUAUGAAUGUAACAAAUGCCUGAAAGUCUUCAGUAGCCUCUCAUUUCUUAUUCAGCAUCAGAGUAUUCACACUGAAGAAAAACCCUUUGAAUGCCAGAAAUGCAGGAAAUCCUUCAACCAGCCCGAAUCACUGAAUAUGCAUUUGAGAAACCACGUCAGAUUGAAACCUUAUGAAUGCAGUAUAUGCGGGAAAGCCUUCAGUCAUAGGUCAUCCUUGCUUCAACAUCAUAGAAUUCAUACUGGAGAGAAACCUUAUGAAUGCAUUAAAUGUGGGAAGACAUUCAGCUGUAGUUCAAACCUUACUGUACAUCAGAGAAUUCAUACUGGAGAAAAGCCAUAUAAGUGUAAUGAAUGUGAGAAAGCUUUUAGCAAAGGCUCAAAUCUUACUGCCCAUCAAAGAAUACAUAAUGGGGAGAAACCCAAUAGUGCGGGAGGUAUGGAGGAGCCUUUAGACCAUAUGAGUCACUACAUAUUUGAGACAGCAUAUAGGAGAGAAACUACUUGAUGCAGUAUUUAUCAUAAACUUUAGUCCUAGUUCCUCAUUCAACGCCAGGAAAUUUGUACUGCAGAAAAUUUUAGGAAUGUGAAUAUAGGAAGAGCUUUUGUUUUUUUUUUCUUUUAUUUUUAGAGAGAGGGGUGGGACUGUACCCUGCUGCGUCCGCAGACCCCACCGCCUGGGUAGACACCCGCUGCUCCCCAGAGCUCUCCCGCUCUGGGCGGGGGAGCGGGGAGGAGGUGGGUCCCUGAGCUUGGGGAAGGCGGUGGUGGAAGCGCCACCCAGCCUGCCCAGGGUUUGUGCUUUGCUGCCGCCACCCACUGGCGGGAAAGAGGAGGAUAGUGGCCGGAGGGACCGACCCAGGGCCCUGGCGGUGCUGGACGUGCGCCUGAACAAACCCUUGUGUUGAGGGCUGACUUUGAAUAGAUUGCAGGGAGGGGGCUGCUCUGCUAAGUAGGAAACCCCAACCCAGAAGCAGGUAGUCUACGAUUGGUUUAGCACCAGGUUCCCCAUGACAGUACCUUGAGUGACGGGUGAGCAGGCCACCACCUUUCCACUGUGCCCCAUUUCCCAGGACAAGGCAGCUCCGCUCUGGACCCCUGUCUGCAGCACAGGGGGUACCCAGGUUCCUGGACGUUGCCUUAUCGUUCAGCCUGGGUGGGAUUCUGACUUAGAGGCUUCAGUCUUAAUCGAGGAGACAUUAGCAAUGAUGCAAACCCUUCUAUCAGAAUUCCUACCCUAGAGAAAACCAUAUGAAGACAAUAAAUGGGGGAAACCAGUUGUCAGUAUCCUUUAAUUGACAUAAGUAUAUUUGCAUUAGGAAAAAAAGAAAAGCAAGGCCAGAUGUGGUGGAGCAUGCCUAGGCAUUCUGGGAGGCCCAGGCAGGUGGUUUGCCCUGAGUGUACAGGUUCCAGACCAGCCUGAGCAAAAGCCAGACCCCCAUCUCUAAAAAACAUAGCCAGGUGUUGGGGCAGGUGCCUGUAGUCCCAGCUACGUGUGAGGCUGAGGCAAGAGAAUUGCUUAAGCCCAAGAGUUGGAGGUUGCUGUGAGCUGUGAUGCCCUCACACUCUACUGGGGGUGACAAAGUGAGACUCUGUCUCAAAACAAAACAAAAAACACGUAUAUGUAGCAAAUAUGGGAAAGACUAGGUAAUAUGAAUUUCUUACAAAUGCCUACAGGAAAGAUGCUGUAUGAAUAUAGAAAAUUUAAAAAUUACGGGAUGUUUUUAGGUUCCAAGGGCAUCCCUUAAUGUAUAUCAGAUAACUUGAACAGAAAUCUGAUGUAAGAAAUGUAGCAAAUUGGCUUGAAGCCCGUAGCACAGUUACAGUGCCGGCCGCAUACACUGAGGCUGGCAGGUUCUAACCCACCCUGGGCCAGCUAAGCAACAAUGACAACUGCAACAACAACAAAAUAGCUGGGUGUUGUGGCAGGUGCCUGUAGUCCCAGCUACUUGGGAGGCUGAGGCAAUUGAAUCACUUUAGCCCAAGAGUUUGAGGUUGCUGUGAGCUGUGAUAGUACGACACUUGGCGAGGGCGACAUAGUAAGACUUUUAUCUCAAAAAAAAAAAAAUAUAUAUAUAUAUAUAUAGCAAAUUGUUCACUAAGGGUUCUUAGCUUGAUUAGUUCUCAGAAGAUUAAUGACAGAACAACCUAAAGGAGGUAGGAAUUAUGUGGAAAUCUUUGCAGUGAUGCUAUUUGUAAAUGGAAUUAUAUAGAAGAGCAAACAAGAAUAUUAUAAAUAUGCACUCCCUAUAGCAGUAACUUGCGGUUUUACUUGAGUCCUACAAAGAAAUUAUUUUUAGCUUAAUGAGCAUGUGAAAAUAUUUAGUCACCCAGAAGAGCCAGUAAAUGUUAUGAUGUUGAAAAUUAAAGCUGCAAAGAAGUAAAAUGGUGUUAAUUUUUGGUCUUUAAA